Messenger RNA from Phialemonium atrogriseum, 1979 nucleotides. Its product is annotated as xenotropic and polytropic retrovirus receptor 1. The transcript is spliced from 3 exons. The coding region runs from base 115 to 1608 and encodes 497 amino acids. The record is from RefSeq and is a predicted model, not a curated record. Lineage: Eukaryota; Fungi; Ascomycota; Sordariomycetes; Cephalothecales; Cephalothecaceae.
UUGUGGCAACCCGCAAAAAAAAACAUCGAGUGGAAGACUCGGAAAAGAAAGCGGACUAUCCUCUUAUUCUCCCUCUUGCCCUAACUGCUUGGAAAGACGUCGGCCGUUGAGGCCAUGAAAUACGGCGAGCAAUUUGAGAGGGAGUCAGUGCCAGAAUGGAGCCUUCAUAAUAUCGACUAUAACGCCUUGAAACACCAUAUCAAGGUGCAUACGACCCGGGAUCAAGCAUCUGCCAUUGCCAUUCCCGGACAUCAAGACACUGCUCUGGCCAAGUUCGAAGAUGAGCUGUUCUUGGAACUAUGCCGGCAGCACGACCGAGUCGAUCUCUUCGUCACAAGCAAAGCCGAUGAGCUCUCAAGACGCCUACAACACUUAUCCCACCAUGUCCAGCGCCUGCUCCUCCGGUGUGCGACCUCCUCAAGCAACCACGUUUCAUUCAAGCGACAACAGCGGAUUGCCCGAUACGAGAGACAACUGGCCGGAUGCGGUCACGAUAUCCAGUCCCUGUCCCGCUUCGUCAAUGCCCAGGCGGUAGCCUUCCGAAAGAUUCUCAAGAAGUAUCGCAAGUGGACAGGCUCCGCCGCUCUCGGAAGUCGAUUCAAGGACACUGUCCUAUCCCAUCCGAAGAGCUUCACCCGACGAGACUACUCCCACCUGCGGCUCCAGUACGACAAUCUAUCUGCGGCCCUACAGGCUGUAACCCCCGCCGGCACCGGCGGGACUCUCUCGCCUUCCAGUCCGCCGGGGACGCCACCGGGGUCCCACAACGACGCCUCCAGCGGAGUGAACGGGGUCCCAGGGCCGGCCUCGCAACCCCGAGACUUUGGUGUCGAUAACCAACAAGGUUACCAAGAGGGUUACUGGAAUGAAUACGAGUACGGCAGCGAGGCGGGCGACAUGGACAAGCAGGCCGACGGCGGCUAUGCCAUCUACGUCGAUCCACAGGAGGAUGCGGGCUUCCCGGGCAUGGCCACACUCGUCGCCAUGUUCCGGGUACCCGUCGAGAAGGCAAGAACCUGGCUUACCCGCGGGCUCGACGAGGAAACACCCGGAACAGACCAGGAACACGGCCCGCUCCUGACCGGCAGCACCUACGACUACGGCAGCGCGCAAGCCAGCUACCCGGGCUCUGCGGACGGCGACUCCCUGUUCCCAACCGACACCGAGGCCGAGGACUCGUCCUACUUCAGGCCCAUCGGCCGGCGUCGGCCGUCCUACCCGACAUCGGACGACUUCCCAGCGGGGUACUCGGUGCACCUGGCGUCCGGCCUGCCGAGCAUCGAGGAGCAGCGCUCGGCGGCGCGGUACCGGGCGCGGGUGCUCCUCCGGGCCACGGUCGGCGGGUUCGCCGUCAGCUUCGUGCUCCUCGGUCUCACGGGGGUGCUGAUCUCGGCGGGCCGCAGGCGCCUGCGCGCCGAGGUCGACGCCGGCGCCGUCGUCGGCGCCGUGGCGAGCCUCGCGUGCGCGUGCGCCGCCCUUAGCGUCAACGUCGCCCGGCCCGACCCGCCUGGCUGGGCCGGCUGGCUGGCCGUGUGGGCCGCGUUCGCGGUCGUGUGCGCGCUCAACGGCGUCUUGUUGGUGGUGGUUGCGGGGCGCUCGGGGUUGUGAAUAAUUGGGGCCAGACGGGGGGCCGGGGUUUGGCUUCCAACAGCAGUUUUGGGGGAGUUCUGUUCUUCCGCGUUUCGGAAGUUGCAUCAGCAGCGUGCAUAGUAGAGGAUGUUGUGCCCUUGGUUUGUGUCGGAGAUCGUGAAUCUUGCUAGGUUCUCGGUUUCUUUUCCUAUUUCCCUCCUUUUAUCACGUUCCCCGUCUCACAAUCACGGCGGGUUCAGAACUGGUAAUUGCUCAGUCCGUUGGAUAGGAAGGCGUUUCUGGCUUACGAAAUAUACAUAUAUAUAUAUAUAUAUAUAUGUACACGACUACGGUGCUCAGUUAGACUGAGGUUCUAGUGUAGGACCAGGACUAAUAUAAAGUGAGGUUCA